Microsporum canis CBS 113480 is the source of this 1101-nucleotide messenger RNA. RefSeq names its product disulfide-isomerase tigA. Gene Ontology annotation, molecular function: protein disulfide isomerase activity. Gene Ontology annotation, cellular component: endoplasmic reticulum. The coding region runs from base 1 to 1101 and encodes 366 amino acids. NCBI's taxonomy places the organism in Eukaryota, Fungi, Ascomycota, Eurotiomycetes, Onygenales, Arthrodermataceae. The transcript is spliced from 2 exons. Gene Ontology annotation, biological process: protein folding. The record is from RefSeq and is a predicted model, not a curated record.
AUGGCACGCUUAAGCCACCUUCUACUUGCCUCUCUCUCCAUCUUUAACGGUGUACUUGCAUCCAAAUCUGCCGUCUUGGACCUCACACCUGAUAACUUCGACAGCGUUGUCCUGAACUCCGGCAAACCAGGUCUUGUUGAAUUCUUUGCGCCAUGGUGUGGACACUGCAAGAACCUCGCUCCCGUCUACGAAGAACUAGGCCAUGCAUUUGCAUCUAGCAGCGAGAAGGUACAUAUCAGCAAAGUCGAUGCCGAUGCCCACCGACCUCUAGGCAAAAGAUUCGGCGUCCAGGGCUUCCCCACACUCAAGUGGUUUGAUGGAAAGAGUGAUAAGCCAGAAGAUUAUAGCGGUGGAAGGGAUAUAGAGAGCUUGACCAAGUUCGUUGCCGACAAAACGGGCAUCAAGCCCAAGGCAAAGAAGACCCAGCCUAGCGAUGUUCAGAUGUUGACUGAUUCUACCUUUGAUAAGACUAUUGGUGGUGAUAAGGAUGUUUUCGUUGCUUUCACUGCCCCCUGGUGUGGACACUGCAAAACCCUUGCUCCAAUCUGGGAGACUCUGGCAACCGACUUCAUCCUGGAGCCCAACGUUGUUAUUGCCAAGGUUGAUGCCGAAGCUGAAAAUUCCAAAGCUACUGCGAAAGCCAACGGCGUUGCUUCUUAUCCAACGAUCAAGUUCUUCCCUCGUGGUUCCAAGGAAGCUGUCCCAUACUCCGGUGGCCGAACCGAGAAGGCCUUUAUCGACUUCCUGAACGAGAAGUGCGGAACCCACCGUGAAGUUGGUGGUGGUUUGAACGAUAAGGCGGGCACUAUCGAAACCCUCGAUGCUAUUGUGGCGAAAUACAUUUCGGGAACUAAUCUCGAGACCAUGGUCACUGAGAUUAUGGAAGCUGCUAGGUCUCUUUCGGCCAAAUACGCCGAUUACUACGUCAAGGCUGGAAAGAAGUUGCUGGAGAACGCCGAGUAUGCUAAAUCGGAGCUUGCUCGACUGCAACGUAUCUUGAACAAGGGCAACCUUGCCCCUGAGAAGAUUGAUGACUUGAUUUCACGAAGCAACAUCCUUCGUCGCUUCUUAAGUGAUGAGAAGGCUAAGGAAGAGUUGUAG